UUGUGCAUAUCUGUAGCUUCAAAUGAUGUGUUACAAGCAUGUAAUGUUACCAGAUGUGCUCAUGCUAAAUAGCCCAAAAUGGCAAAUAAAAAUUGAGCAUGUGCGAGAGGUAUUUUACUACUACAUUGAACUCGUGGAGGCAUCUUGGACCUGGCGAAUCUCUAUGCUUUGUGAUCUCAUUAAGGAGGCAUCUCAGGCCAUGGAUUCAUGGCGACUGAAGCUGCCCUCUACGGCCUUUUGGGUGUUGCGCUCCUUCACGAGCUCGGUGAGGAUUGAGAUGAAUCAAAAUGUCCGAAAGUCACUCGGGGCACCCAAAUCAUUUUGGGGCAUUCCAAUUCAUCUGAGUCAUAUAAAUGAGGUGCGGAAGUAACUUGGAC
Messenger RNA from Zingiber officinale, 377 nucleotides. RefSeq lists its product as uncharacterized. Lineage: Eukaryota; Viridiplantae; Streptophyta; Magnoliopsida; Zingiberales; Zingiberaceae. The transcript has 3 exons. The record is from RefSeq and is a predicted model, not a curated record. Bases 23 to 370 code for a protein of 115 amino acids.